UAUGUCCCGCGAGUGUGACUUUGGCCCCCCCUUUUGCUAGCGGCUGCGACCGCCAGUGAGUGCAGUGGUUAGUACCUAAAGAGUGAUCAGUAUUAGCAACAGCAAUGCAGUGAUUAACAGUGAGCUAUUGUGAAAUGUGAAUAUUUGACACUGUAACUCCAUUGGUGUAUCGGAGUAUCAUACACCUUGAGCUCAUGAGACUAGUCUGGUUACAUCUUCACUAUAGGUCUACAAGUGUGAGCAAAACAUUUCUAACGACGGUCAGCAUCCAACAGAAGGCAUUCAAGUGCCGACACUAACGGCGGCAAUCAACGAAACGCAAGCAGAUACCAGUGCAUUGACGAAAACAAUCAGCUAGUGACGACAUUAGGGUCGAGCGAAAAGCAAAGAAGAAUUCCAAGAAGGAUCAACCAGCUGACUUCAGUGAUAACACGCCGUAGUAAUAAGUGGUUAAAGCGAGUCAUCACGGCAAGCAGCGAGUGUUCUUAGACAUUGUCAGGACGUCUAGAACGCCUCUUCAGUAUAGAGCGAUUAGAGACGUCCUCAUUCUCCUGGAAGACUAGCCACAGCUGGAAGUCAGAGAUGGCUACAAGAGGAAGUAGAGCAGACAUGCUGUGGCCUCUCACACUUCUGGCUCUAAUAGCACGGCCUGGCGCCACCACUGACGUCACGGCUCCACCGAUGACGUCACUUCCCGACGACGCUCUUCACGUUCACCUCCACAACGAGACACACGGAGAGAUGGAGCACGAGGGUUCCACACAUGACGUACACGCUACUGUGCUGGAGCACAAUAGCACACACAGUGUGCUGCAUGUCAACAGCAGCACAGCCGGUCUACAUAGAGAUGUGCUGGUGCAUAAAGAUGUUCUGGACGACAUGGGAAUGGGUGCAGAUCCCAUCAACGGUACACAUUUGAACCACAGUAGCUGGAACGGCAACGAACAACUGGUACCAACGAAGGGAGGCUGGAUGACCGAAGUGCUGAACAGCAGUGUGUCCGUGGAAAAUCGCCAACAAGAAAUGAUGGCCACCGAUGUGGCUCACCAAUCCACUGUGCAUUUUAUUGCCGCCACCGUUGGAGCCUGUGUCGGGGUCGCCAUCUUGGCAGCAGUCGUCUGUGGUGUAUUCCGUGUCAGACGACCCGCGGAUGCUCCGCUGUUGAGUGAAGAGGACGAGGAAUUUACCGUUUUCAGCGUGGUGGACCACCCCUAUCCGGGUAAAAAGGGUGACAACUACGUCCCUCUUCAGUGAAUGAUUUGAUGUCAUGAAAAUAUCAACUGUUUGACCUCGUCAAUUUGGUGCUGUCUGCAGGCGUAAAGAACUCAGUUCAGUC
This is a messenger RNA of Amphibalanus amphitrite, 1336 nucleotides long. RefSeq lists its product as uncharacterized. The coding region runs from base 583 to 1254 and encodes 223 amino acids. The record is from RefSeq and is a predicted model, not a curated record. NCBI's taxonomy places the organism in Eukaryota, Metazoa, Arthropoda, Thecostraca, Balanomorpha, Balanidae. The transcript is spliced from 6 exons.